AUGGCUGUGUUGGGGGACGGUGUGUUGGGAGAGGGUGGGGUGGGGGGGGGGGAGGGGUGUGGGGGGGGUGGGAAUGGGGUUUUAAUGGUGUUUGGAAUAGGUUGUGGGGGGGGGGGAUAA
Messenger RNA from Knipowitschia caucasica, 120 nucleotides. Lineage: Eukaryota; Metazoa; Chordata; Actinopteri; Gobiiformes; Gobiidae. The record is from the annotation of a GenBank genome assembly.